This is a messenger RNA of Penaeus chinensis, 3106 nucleotides long. It is a transcript of the gene CREG, whose product is annotated as protein CREG1-like. The record is from RefSeq and is a predicted model, not a curated record. The transcript is spliced from 8 exons. Bases 91 to 921 code for a protein of 276 amino acids. NCBI's taxonomy places the organism in Eukaryota, Metazoa, Arthropoda, Malacostraca, Decapoda, Penaeidae.
AAAAACAGUAGUCAGCUGCCAAUUGCGAAGGGAAGGACACAACACCCGUGAGACGUAGUCAUAUGACCUUAUUUUAUUCACGUAUAAACCAUGUACGGCUAUAAAAUGGCAAAACCUUCGAUGUCCACGCAGAACCUGGUGGAUACGGAACAUCAGACAAGGACUCGUACUCCUGUCUCAAAAUGUCGAUACUUUUUAAUGGGUCUGGCAACAACGCUCUUCGCUAGUGCUGUUGCUUUGGCUAUCUACCAGGCAACUAGUGAUCCAUUCCUUUUCAAGUCGGGCAAAAGUUUCAAGCGUCCUCCAAUUGCACCACACCAACAGGGUCUUCAAGAUCCCAUCAAAGAUGAAGGUGUUGUUGUGGCCUCUGGGUCAGUGCGCACAACCUGGCCAGAUCCUCCCCCACAUGACCAGGUGGCCAAGAUGGCCCGCUACAUUGUGCACACCUCAGACUGGGCUACUGUAGCAACAUUCUCCACCCAGAAAGUCACUGAAGGCUUUCCAUUUGGCAACAUUCUAAGUGUGAGUGAUGGGCCAAUUGACAAGUCCAGUGGGACCCCAUACAUGUACCUUACACCACUGGACUUCACAGCUAUUGAUCUGGAGAAAGAUAACCGUGCUUCUCUCACAAUGAGUGAGGCUCAGUCUGACUACUGCCACAAGAAAGACUUUGACCCAGAGGAUCCCCGAUGUGCUCGCAUUUUAAUCACCGGUGAAAUUGUGAAGGUUGAGAAUGGAACAGCUGAGUGGGGCUUUGCUGAAGCUGCAAUGUUCUCAAGACAUCCAAUCAUGAAGUCAUGGCCUACUGAUCACAAAUUUUUCUUUGCCAAGAUGAAUAUCAUGAAUAUUUUUGUCCUUGACUUCUUUGGAGGUGCAGCAAAGGUGGACAUCAAUGAAUACUUCAGUGCUGUUAUGCCCUAAGUUGGGGUAACAUUUUUAUCUCUUUCACUGUAACUUCAGUCCAGGAUUGGCUUAGAAGUAGCAACAAGAUACAGUGAUGAUUUUAUGAUCAAUGGAUUUAUUAAGUUAUAUGUACCUUAGUAAUCAAAUACAUUUUGAAAGGUAGUUAUCAGAUGCAGUGCAGGAUGAGAUUGGUAUCUCUCUUCAUGUGCAUUAGGAUGCUUGAAUUGCCAUUAUGUUUUCAUAUAUGAAAAUAACUUGACACGUGACCUGACCCUACUGUCAUAAAUAUGGAAAUGUGAAAACUUAUUUUACAGUGAAUGGAAGAACUCAAGCCUCAGAAUGUAUUGCAUGUAGAGAUUAGUUUUUAACCUUUUACUCUCUCAGAGCUUAGAUUUUAUAAUAGAAUUCGGGGGAGCUUGGAAUGUUAUUCUCAUUAUCUAUUUUAGAAGUUAACUCAGCUGUUGUUAUACAUGUGAUGUAUAUGAUAUAUAUGUGAGUCUUUUCUUCCACUUUAAUUAUCUACUCGUGGAUAUAUCCCAAUGAGAUAAAUCAAGUGUCUUGUGUGUUUGAUAAAAGAAUCAAGAGCACGCAGACAAUUUUCAUUCUUCAAGUGGCACAUAAAGUUCUUUAGUAUAUUUUUAUUUUAUUAUUAUUAUUAUUUUUAUGAAUUAAUCAAGUAAAUGUUCUUGCUGAUAAUGUCUCAUAGACAACAUGUGGACCAGGUUGGCUCGUGUCAUAGCAUAUUCUUUCCAUAGUUAUUUAGUGCUUCUACAUAUUUGCUGUCUCACCAGGGAAAUUGGAGUAAAUAACUUGACAACUAUGGAAUUAAUUAUAUGUUAUCCUUCUGUUAUAAAUGAAAUGUGAUAUACUGUAUAUGCUAUAUAACAUACUUUGGUAUAUGAAAUAUAACUGGUAGAGAGGAUAUGUAUAUUUGGUGUAUGUAAAACAGCAUAUCUUUGUAAUUAAUGAACAUUUUAUAAUAUGUUGCAAAGCAGCAUGAUCCGAAUACUUGAACUUCAGUCUUUCAUUUUGAAGUCUGCUUAUUUUUUUAACAGAAUAAAUGGGAAGCAAAAAUACUUGAAUUGUACUACUGUUUUGGAUAUAUAGAAUCAUAUAUAAAAAAUAUUUUUAUUUUUAUUUGAAAACUGAAGUAAUGUGUAUAUUUAUUAUAGGUGAAAAGUACCCUAUGAUAAGAAUAUGUUCACAUUUACAAUUUUCCCGGUCACAGCAAAUGUUCCUCUAGGGUUUCUCUGACUUAGGAUUACAGUAUAUAAACUAGAUUUAGAGCUCUUGCGAGUCUUUUACUUGAGUCAGUCGAGGAGACUGGAUGAAGAACUGACAUUAUUGGCUGUGACUUCGUAUGAGAGUACUUGGGUCUCAUUCCUUGAGUUUUAAUUGAAUUUGACAUUUAUUAGGAAUUUGUUUUAUUUUGAUUAUAUUUAUUCACUUCUAUAAGUGGUAUGGAAUUAAAUUUGUGGUAAAAGAUGAAUGGUAUGUUGAGAAAGAUACUGAUUGAGUGAUUAAGUAAGUGAGUGAGUGAGUGAGUGAGUGAGUGAGUGAGUGAGUGAGUGAGUGAGUGAGUGAGUGAGUGAGUGAGUGAGUGAGUGAGUGAGUGAGUGAGUGAGUGAGUGAGUGAGGGUGAGUGAGGGUGAGUGAGGGUGAGUGAGGGUGAGCGUGGGUGAGCGUGGGUGAGCGUGUGUGUGCGUGUGUAUUCCACACUAUCACCUUUUAUUUUUAUAACCUAAUGAACAAAGGUUGUCCUCCGCAUCUCAUUCAAAUCAAAUGGAAAACUAUUAGUAUUUGCUCAUGUGGUUGGUGAUUCUUUUGCUCAUGUUGAAAAGUAAUUUUUUCUUCAUAAAUUUAUUGAUUUUUUAGGUUUUAUUAUACUUACAUAUAUAUUUUUUGUAAGAUAGAUGGGUGCUCUGUUUGCUCUGUCAUAGGACUAAGCAUUACUUUUUUGUUUUUGUUUCAGUUCUUGCUUCAUGUGCUUGUCAUUAUUUUUAGGGUUGUGCAAGUUUUGGUGAAAGAUGUAAUCUCAUAUCUUCGUGAUAGUAGAAUAAUCAUAUCUGUGUAAAGCAGGACUUGACAAACUAUCAAUGCAUUUUCUAUAAGGCAAUUGUUAUAGAAGGAGUAUUUAGUAGAAUGAAAUGGUGCAUAUGAAAAAUAUAGAUAUAUGUGGGAAGAAUAAAGAUAUAUGCAUAUG